This is a messenger RNA of Loxodonta africana (African savanna elephant), 747 nucleotides long. RefSeq names its product tetraspanin 19 (gene TSPAN19). NCBI's taxonomy places the organism in Eukaryota, Metazoa, Chordata, Mammalia, Proboscidea, Elephantidae. The record is from RefSeq and is a predicted model, not a curated record. The coding region runs from base 1 to 747 and encodes 248 amino acids. The transcript is spliced from 8 exons. Gene Ontology annotation, cellular component: plasma membrane.
AUGUUAAAGAAAAGCAAAAUAAUAAUUUUUAAAUACAUUCUUUACCUCGUUAAUGGAGCUUCCUUGAUUCUUGGAUUUUUACUCAUGGGAUUUGGCACAUGGCUUUUGUUAGAUAGAAACAAUUUUUUAACUGUUUUGGAUGAAAAGAAUCACUUGAUAGCAUAUGUUUCUCAACUGCUGAUUGGAACUGGAUCUGCUACUGUUAUUCUUUGUCUUUUGGGUUAUUUGGGAAUUCACAAAGCAAUCAGAUGUCUCCUAAUUCUGUAUGCAGCACUGUUAAUGUGUCCCAUUGGUGUUCAAGUUGUACUUUCAGCACUCAUCUUCACAAAGAAAGAGGAGGUUCAUCAAAUAUGGCAUGAUGAAUUUGAUUUAGUCAUUUUGAAGUACGGAUCUAAAAAUAUGCCUGAAGACCUACCCAAGUGGAUUAUUCUGAAUUUGUUCCAGAAAACAUUACAGUGUUGUGGCCAAAACAAUUAUACGGAUUGGAUAAAGAACAUGAAUAAAGAAAACUCAGAACAGGUACCAUGUUCGUGCACAAAUUCUACAUUAAGAAAAUGGUUUUGUGAUGCACCACUGAGUGCAACUUACCUAGAGGGUUGUGAAAAUAAAAUCAGCGCAUGGUAUGAUGUUAAUGUUUUAACUUUAAUUGGAAUUAACUUUGGACUUUUGGCCUCAGAGGUUUUGCAAGUCUCAUUAACCAUUUCUUUCUUCAGACAUACCAAGAAUGAAAUACAUCCAGAAAAGUGA